GUUACCUGGCACCUGAAGGCAGCAGCAAAAUAUUCGCAGACUACAUUAGGUUCCCGCGUCUGAAUUGUUUUUUACACGGAUCACCCUGUUGCUUCCGCCUGCAAUGCCUUUAAGUGACAUUGGAGGGAACGGAACAGCCGCCAGUCGUCAUUGACCCCCGCAUAUAGGAUUUACGUGACUUCACACGCUGCCUAUUGUUUUGGCGAUCAAGACGUAGGCAACCCAUCUCCGAUGGAUGACAGGAGACACCAAUGAUCCAACGUAGCGCAUGAGGGGGUGAGGUAAUUGGCAGUCACGGGGUCGAUGGUAAGGAGCUAAUAGUGACUGCAUGUGUGUUUAUGAACAAAAAGAUACUUCCACUUGGAACCAGGGAGAGCGAGAGAGCGCGCGAGGAAGAGAGAGGGAGGGGGAGAGCCAUUUGACAAUACAGGAAGGUGACUUGGUUUGAUUAUGGCUCUUCGGGGAACUGGCGCUGUCCGUUCAGCACCACUCCAGUUACCUUUCUCAGUAUGACAUCUCGCCGGGAAUGACUCCUUGGAAAACAACACAGGGUGUCACAACCGUGGAUUGACUUCACUGCCAGGACGCGUAUUUUGGGUUCACUCGACGGGAUUAUUCGGCCUUUUGAGGCAUUCAUUUAUGGAAAAACGUCGGCUGCGUUCUGGGCUUUUGUCUCUGUGCUUCUGUGUGUAUUGAAUUCUUUGGGAAAUAACAAAUUCUUGCUUUUUUUGGGAACAAAAGGAACACCUACUUAUAUUGAUAUACCCUAUCGAAAAUAAAACUAUUUUUAUACUGAAGGAUUUUAUAUUUUCCCAUUCAAUCGUUUGGAUAGCUUGAGGACAUUCAGUUCCAUUGGAAGACAGGUUGGUGUUUUUUUUUCUCUCUAUGCACAUGUUGCACAGGUAGGUUGCAGCUGUGUGUGUGUGUGUGUGUGUAGCCUCCAGGGAGAGUUGAGAUGGCCGGAGCGGAGUGGGGACAUGCCUAAGGGUCGCGAUGGGCCAUAGUGACGAGAAGGAUCGCGUAGUGAUUAACGUGGGAGGGAUCAAACACCAGACCUACCGCGGGACCCUGCGCACGCUGCCCGGCACGCGUCUUUCCUGGUUAGCCGAGCCAGAUGCGCACGAGAACUUCGACUAUGACGCCCAGGUCGGGGAGUUCUUCUUCGACCGCCACCCGGGCGUCUUCUCCCACAUCCUCAACUACUACCGAACCGGGAAGCUCCACUGCCCGGCGGAUGUGUGCGGACCUCUGUACGAGGAAGAGUUGGCUUUCUGGGGCAUUGAUGAGACGGACGUAGAACCAUGUUGCUGGAUGACCUACCGGCAGCACAGGGAGGCCGAGGAGGCGUUGGAAAGCUUUGGUGGAGCCGGCCUCGACCCUCACCACAGAGAACCCGAGGAGGACACCCUCGCCCCGGAGGCGGCUGAUGGAGACGAGGGGGUGGAAAUGACCCGCAGGCUUGCUCAGGACUCACCCGAGAGCAGAGCCGGGCGUUGGAGUCGAUGGCAGAAGACGGUCUGGGCGCUCUUCGAGGACCCCUACUCGUCUAAAUAUGCAAGGUAUGUGGCGUUCGCCUCGCUGUUCUUCAUCCUGCUGUCCAUCACGGCCUUCUGCCUGGAGACGCACGAGGCCUUCAACCCCAUCUACAACUUCACGGAGACGGAGGUGGUGGACAACGACACGAUAGUGCGGACCUACGAGGAGACAGAGACCAUGGUGGAGCUCACCUACGUGGAGGGCGUCUGCGUCAUCUGGUUCACCUUCGAGUUUCUAGUACGAAUAGUAUCCUGUCCGGACAAGGUCAAGUUCAUCUGCAACACUCUGAACAUCAUCGACUUCGUGGCCAUCCUCCCGUUCUACCUGGAGGUCGGCCUGAGCGGCAUAUCGACCAAAGCGGCGAAGGACGUCCUGGGCUUCCUGCGCGUCGUUCGCUUCGUGCGCAUCCUCCGUAUCUUCAAGCUGACGCGGCACUUCGUGGGCCUGCGCGUUCUGGGCCACACGCUGCGCGCCUCCACCAACGAGUUCAUCCUCCUCAUCAUCUUCCUCGCCCUGGGAGUCCUCAUCUUCGCCACCAUGAUCUACUACGCCGAGCGCAUCGGCGCCAAGCCCAACGACCCGCGCGCCUCCGAGCACACGCACUUCAAGAACAUCCCCAUCGGCUUCUGGUGGGCCGUGGUGACCAUGACGACUCUCGGCUACGGCGAUAUGUACCCUCAGACUACCACCGGCAUGAUCGUGGGCGCGCUGUGCGCCCUGGCUGGCGUGCUGACCAUCGCCAUGCCCGUGCCCGUCAUCGUCAACAACUUCGGCAUGUACUACUCCCUGGCCAUGGCUAAGCAGAAGCUACCAAAGAAGAAGAACAGGCACAUACCGCGCGCCCCGGUCAUCGGCUCCCCCAACUACUGCAAGACUCCGCUCAUCAACUCGCCCCGACACAGCAACCACAGCGACCCCUGCCCCCUGGCCCAGGAGGAGAUCUCCGAGAUACGAUACCAAGAUUUCAAAGUCAACGGUGAGGCAUCCAAAGCGGCUUUGGCCAAUGAGGACUGUCCACACAUCGACCAAGCGGUUUCACCCGAGGAAGCGUUCAGCCCAGGGGAGAGGGCGGAGCGGCCGUGCUUCCUGCUUACACCCGGAGAACGAGCCAAUCACACAGGAACAGCAACGGGAAGACCAAGGAAAGAGUCGCAGCGGCGCCGCCGGAACAGACAGCCCACAGAGUCAGUGUGUGUCAUGAAUCAAGGUGUACCAACCACCAUGUGCAUGAACCACACAGCCUCCUCACCCACCUGACAACACAGAUAGCGUGUGUGUGUGUGUGUGUGUGUGUGUGUGUGUGUGUGUGUGUGUGUGUGUGUGUGUGUGUGUGUGUGUGUGUGUGUGUGUGUGUGUGUGUGUGUGUGUGUGUGUGUGUGUGUGUGUCAGAUUGAAUGAUGUGCAUAUGUGUUAUGUGUGAGUGAGUGUGUGAGUGAGAGAGUGAGAGUGAAUGAUGUGAGAGUGAAUGGACAUGCAGUGUGUGUGUGUGUGUGUGUGUGUGUGUGUGUGUGUGUGUGUGUGUGUGUGUGUGUGUGUGUGUGUGUGUGUGUGUGUGUGUGUGUGUGUGUGUGUGUGUGUGUGUGUGUGUGUGUGUACAGUAGACCAGCUUCCACCUGGCUGUGUGGCAGAGACUAUUUCAGCAUAGAUGUAGCCGCCGUAGAGCAGAAGAAAUCAUUGUUGUCUAGCCAUACCGUAGCCCUGUAACAGUGGAGUGCUUUUUUGUGCUGUAUUAUGUAAAGUGCCUAUGUUUUGGUGUGUAUGUGCUACUGUGUGUUUGUACUGUGUGUGCGUAUGUGUGGCAGUGUGAAAGUGUGUGUGUGCGUGUAUUUGUGAGUACUUGUUAAUGUGUGUAUGUGUGUGUUCUCUUAUAUGUCGGUGUUGUAAAUAUGUUUGGUUCCACCGCCCCCCCAUUUGUGCUCUGAUGUGUUGUUAAGACUGUGAAUUGCGUUAGAGGGACUAGGCCAUGUUUUUAUGUUCUUGAGUGUGCUUCCGUUUUUGUAAUGUUGCCAAGAUUUUUGCUCCAGCACUCACCCCUGGGUUUAAACGCGGACAUUGCAGUACAACCAACUCAAACCAUGUAAAGCCGUGAUGACAUACUCAAGUCUCACCUAGUCGGGGUGAGGAGGCUGGGAAAAUUAUUUCUCUCCUAGGUUAUGGCAGCUGCUGCCUCAUAUCAGUAGACGAUGCCUCAUGAAUGCCUUUUUGCACUUUUGUACUGAUGUACGCUCACUUUAUAGAAUGGUUUAGGACAAGAAAACACACGAGAAUUUUCUUUCUCUGAAAUGAAAACCACACAUGUUGAUCACCGUUUUAGGACUAUAGGCUACGUUAUUAGGGCAAAAACACCAUAGUUGCACGGCCACAAAGAUAGCUUAGGCAUAGUUAAGGUUACACUGUCGUAGAACCCCUGGCUGUUUCACUGAUUUAAUUUUAAAGAAAGCAACAUCAGACCAUUUGAAGCUAGGUAUCUGCCCUUAUUAGCCGCAGGUGAAGCAACGGCAAGUGUUUUUUAUUUUCGACAUUCAAAUAAUAUUUCCAAAAUCUUGUCUUUAAAGUGGUUCAACAGAACUGCAGGGUGAAAGGCACUGUUUCCCCCUGCCACCCUGUCAUAGCAUUACAUCUGGAACAGUGGGCCCAUGCAGUAUUUCUCUUCAGGUGUUUUCAGGCAGAGAAUAGGGCGCAACAAUUGAAAACAUUACAACAUUGAAAAAUAAAACACUGCACAAUCCCACUUGAUUUUUUUAAAUUGCAGUUAAUGAGCAUUCUUAGCAAAACCAAUGCAAAACUUGUUUUGAGACUAGUAAGGCUCCAAACUACAAUAGUAAGGAAAGUCAUUUGGAAGAAUGCCCCAGUUGCAUUUCCACUUCCACAGAACACCGAAAAGACGGCUACAUGGGUGUUCAAAUAUGGCUAAAGGAUUAGAGGCUAAAACCUUGCUAAAGGAAGCCUGCAAAAACAUGCAUUAGGGAUUUCAAAUCUGGGAAUGUGGAGAGGCAACUGGAGAAUUCCGCCCAUUGAUUCUCCAAACAACAUAGUUUUGAUCAAAUUGUCUAAAAACAUACUUCACAGAUUUCGCAAAAAAAAACAACCAUUUACUGCCAGGCAAAAUUCCAGGCCUAUUGUGCCACCCUUUGCUAGGAUUUUACAAGUAGUAAUUUUGCAAUUUUUGCAAAUUGGGGUGUUUGAUGUCCCUAAUCCAGAACAGUGUCGGUGCCAGUUCCUCCACCAGUUACACUGAAAGCCAAAGUGUUUACAGCAUGUGAACCGGAUGACCUGGCUGCCGGCCACCUUGUGGUCAUGUUCCCUUUAACUUGGUUCCAUUUGAAACCAACUUUUUGGUAGAACACCGAUUUUGGUAUGAAGAUGUCUGUUUGAGAUUGAGUGCUGGAACCACCACUGGCAUGCUUCUCUGCCUGAAAAUGUUAAUAACAAUGACACUUCCGGGCUGUAGGGUUACUACUGUAAAGGCAAAAACUACUUGGAGUUUCUUUAACUGGAAUGACUUAUCCUCUGCCUAUGUUGCUAAUCUCACACCCUAAAGCUUGCAAUCUUCAACACUUUUAAAGGUUUUUAUGACAGGGUUUAGAGCUUACAGUAGCUACACAUAUCUAACACGUAGGACCCUUUGAAAAGCACUGACUAGGUUUAAUACGUUUUGAAAGUUAGUGUCAAGCUACUCGCCACCUACUAAUAAAAAGGUUUGUUGUGAAGCUAACAUACCUACUCUUGCAAUCCCCCCUCGUUACUGUUUUGAACAAUCAAUAUGGGCGGAUUGCACAAAAGGAAUAGCCAAUUUAAGAGAAAAGGAACCUACACUGUGUCUUACAUACAUACAAAAAUGUCACUUGCAUUUAUAGUUCUGUUUGGGACAAAAAAGAAAAAAGUAGAAAAGUGACCCAAGACACACACACACACACACACACACACACACACACACA
Molecule: messenger RNA, 5474 nt
Organism: Engraulis encrasicolus (European anchovy)
Lineage: Eukaryota; Metazoa; Chordata; Actinopteri; Clupeiformes; Engraulidae
Gene: kcnc1b
Product: potassium voltage-gated channel, Shaw-related subfamily, member 1b
Exons: 4
Coding region: 994-2793 (599 amino acids)
Biological process (GO): protein homooligomerization; potassium ion transmembrane transport
Cellular component (GO): presynaptic membrane; axon terminus; neuronal cell body membrane
Molecular function (GO): protein binding; delayed rectifier potassium channel activity
Source: RefSeq, a predicted model, not a curated record